UUUUGUUUUGAAGUGGGAAAGAAACCCGACUCACCGUCUGCUCACUAAUUAGAGUUAAGUGUGCUCGGGAUGAUAUAAAAUAAGCUGUGAAAACGCAGCGGCCUCCCAGUGCUCCUAGAGUUUGGAUACUGGAAGACAAUGAAUGGUGUUCGUGGUAGUAAACGAUUGUUUAACUGCACCCACGCUGACUGUGGAGCGACUUUCUCAAGGGAGUGGAAGCUGAAGGAACACGAGACUGUGCACACCGGAGCACGCCCGUAUCUGUGCGCAAUCGCUGGAUGCGGUCGUCGCUUCAAGAGGAAAACCCACCUGAGAAGCCACUUGCUUCACCAUAAAGGGAUAAAGCAGUUCCAAUGUAAUAGUACAGGUUGCGGGAAGACUUUCUUCUUCGCCAACAAGCUUAAUAGACAUGUGCGCAUCGCUCAUGGAAACAAAGCCGGCGUUUUCAAGUGCAGCCAACAGAACUGCACCCUGAGCUUCAAGAAGCGCAGAAUGUUGAAGCUACACUUACAGGCGCAUAAUGUGCCACUAACAUUCAAAUGUUCUAAAGAUGGAUGUGCUGCAACAUUCAACUCCCACAUUGCCCGCAAAGCCCAUGAGAAAAAGCAUGCAGGUUACCGCUGCCCUCAUGAUGGCUGCCAGGUGCUUGAGCACACCUGGGGAAAACUUCAGAAACACAUGGCUAAACACCCAGCUACCUUUUCCUGCUCAGUCUGCAAGAAGGUGUUUAAGAAAGCUGGUGCUCUGCAGAGGCACAAACGAACCCAUGCUUCCCAUAAGCCUGUACUCGUGUGUCCCAGAGAUAACUGCCAGGCCUACUUCUCCACAACCUUCAACCUGGAGCACCACAUUCGCAAGGUGCAUCUUCAGCUACUAAAGUACAAGUGUUCCUUUCCUGACUGCCCUCGGAUGUUUGCUAUGAGGGAGAGUAUGCAAAGACACCUUUGUCACCAUGAUCCCACUGCCACCACUCUGAUGAAACAAAGAAGACAAAAGAAAACCUGGCAGAAACGCUUGGAUGGAAACAAUCGGGGGCUUGUCGAGGAGAACCUGGGUCGCCUCUUUGCUCUUCGCAUGCGGCUCUCCAGACGCGCCAAAGUGGAAACCAACCUUUCAGGCCUGUUCAACGAACGCAAGAUCCCGCACUAUGUAGACCCAGAAGUCAACCUACGGGACCUGUUUGGAAUCAAGCAGCCCCGUCCUUUUGAGAUGCCUGAGACUGGACCAGUGAAAAGUUAAAUGGAGAUGCACAGAUGGCUGCAUUAUUUUUUUUUUUUUCUUUUAAGAAUUGGGCCUCUUUAUUAUAAUGUUGUAUAGAUUUAAUUUAUUUUAUACCAGAUGGGAAAAUUGUAGUCUCAAUAUCUUUUCAUGCAUGUUGACCCAAUAAAAUGCAUUUGUUUAGCCCAAAA
Molecule: messenger RNA, 1409 nt
Organism: Girardinichthys multiradiatus
Lineage: Eukaryota; Metazoa; Chordata; Actinopteri; Cyprinodontiformes; Goodeidae
Product: P43 5S RNA-binding protein-like
Exons: 9
Coding region: 139-1239 (366 amino acids)
Biological process (GO): regulation of transcription by RNA polymerase II
Cellular component (GO): nucleus
Source: RefSeq, a predicted model, not a curated record